Messenger RNA from Manihot esculenta (cassava), 1878 nucleotides. RefSeq names its product protein DOWNY MILDEW RESISTANCE 6. Lineage: Eukaryota; Viridiplantae; Streptophyta; Magnoliopsida; Malpighiales; Euphorbiaceae. Bases 242 to 1393 code for a protein of 383 amino acids. The transcript is spliced from 3 exons. The record is from RefSeq and is a predicted model, not a curated record.
ACAUUCAAAUUAUACUUCCUAGAAAUAACUUUUUUAAAAUUUAUUUUUCAGAAAAUUAACUUUCCUCUAAAUAUGUUAUUUUGAACCAAACGAGGCCUUAAUGCUUGGUUGCUGCAGCCAAUUCUGAAGGGAGACCGUUGGAUAUGCAUAGGAUCACAUGAUCUCUGCCUAAUUUUCAAAGUAACUUAGGUGGAAUAGUUAUUUAAUAUUUUAGGUAUUAUUUCUAUCAUUGCAAUAUAUUAUGUUAUUGAGCACAAUGAGGGGUAUACCUCCUCUGUCCUGCCUUUAUAUACACCACCUUUCUUUCUGCACUAUAAUUUACACUUUUGCAUUCAGAGGAAGCCACACAUUCUCUACAGAGAUGGGAUCCUUUCAGUUGGCCAAUGGUCCCUCUCCUCUUUCACUUUCUUCUAGUUUCAUUCUCCCAGAAAACAAAAGGCCAUAUCUUUCCCAGGUAUCUACUGUGGCCUCAAUUCCAGUCAUUGACCUUAAUCAGGAGUUGUCCCAGUUGAUUCAACAAGUAUCAAGGGCAUGUGAGGAAUAUGGGUUCUUUCAGAUCAUCAACCAUGGAGUCUCUCAAGAAUUAUGUGAGAGAAUGUUGAAAACCAUUUCUGAAUUCUUUGAAUUGCCACCUCAAGAGAGGGCAAAGUUCUUUACCACAGAUCACACUAAGCAGAUCAAGCUCUUCAACUACAAUCUUAAAGUUGAUGGGCAAGAGGACAAAGUUUCAAUGUGGAGUGAAACCUUCUCGCAUCCUCUGCAUCCUCUAGAUGAUGUAGCCCAUCUUUUGCCAGAAAAUCCUCCCCAAUACAGGGAGGUUUUUGCUGAAUAUGGAAUGGAGAUGAAUGAACUAAUGACCAAGCUUUUGAGGUUGAUGUCUCAAGGGCUAGGCCUAGAGAAAGAUUGCUUAAAGAAGAAAUUAGGUGAAAAUCCCAUUCUAAGAGCACAAUCAAAUUUCUAUCCACCAUGUCCAGACCCAGAGAUGACCUUGGGGCUGGCUGUUCACACUGAUCUUAAUGCACUCACCAUAGUCAGACAAUCAGAAGGAGUGACUGGCCUUCAGGUCAUCAAAGAUGGGAAAUGGGUGGCCGUUGAUCCCAUUCCUAAUUCAUUUGUCAUCAAUCUGGGUGAUCAAAUUCAGGUAUUGAGCAAUGGGAGAUACAAAAGCGUACACCACAGGGCUGUGACUAACAAGGUACACCGAAGAAUAUCGUUGGCGACAUUUUAUGUGCCGGGAAAGGACACUGUGAUUGGUCCAAUCGAGGAUUUAAUCGAUGAGAAACAUCCUCCGGUGUAUCGGAGCUACCGGUAUGCAUGGUUCCUUGAAGAAUUUUACAGGCAAGAAGGAACAAGGAGGAUGGUGAAGGAGACUUUUGAGCUGCUGACUUCAUGAUACCAUAUAAAAAUAAGUUAUACAUAAUAAUAUUUAUAUAAUUUGUUGACCUUGGAGAUUUAUUGGCAAGAGAUGAUACUAUAUAAAUUCAACCAUACGAUCAAAUAUUAAUAUCUAAAAGGUAGUCAAACUCUUGAUUUGAAAAAAUGGAAUUUGCCUUCUCGCUAUCUGAGAAGUUUUUUAUCCUAUUUUUUUAAGGAUUUUUUCCGCGUUGUUCGCUACGAGCGCUCGCAUAAAUGAUGAUAUUGUUUUUGAGGAGAUGACAGAGGAGAUGAAAAAAACUUCAUCAGCCGGUCUUGUUAAUCAGACCCACCGGAAGAAAUAAGUACACUUAGUUAGAACUGCCGUGGAUUGGAUAAUCCAUGGGCACUACAGUUGUUGGAAUUCUAUAUGAGAGAUAGGAGACCAAUUUUUAUUUUUUUAAUAGAAACUUUUUGUUUGUCUUCUAAAAUUUCUGAAAUAAAGACUCGUUUGGAUUAUGAUGA